GCCGCCAGAUGCGCUAGUGAAAAUCAAAAUUACGCUUGCGAGUACGAUCAAUGUAGCCCGGCCUUUAUGUCUAGGCGUGUUGAUUUCAGUAAGUUUUGUACUUGCUCCUGCAAAUUGUCUUUAUUCACAAAACAACCAAUUGUUUGUAAUAAUCAACGGAGAACGAUUGAACAUCUCGAAGAAAAUUCUGCAUCCCAUGUACAGUUCUCGCAGCACGUUGUAUGAUAUUGUUUUGUUGAAGAUCGACAUAAAUGAUGACAUAAAAAGUAACAUUCAACCGGCAUGUCUAUGGCUGGAAGAUAAAUUAAGCUUCUCUAAGAUAACUUUAGUUGGAGCACGUGCAUCAGGGCCUUUAAAGCAGACAGCGAGUAUUAAUGUACAGAAUGCAGAAACUUGUAAACCAUACUACGAUUAUGCUUUCUCUUCUCAAGGACAGUCUCUUGUAGAUCAUCAGAUGUGUGUUUUCUAUGACUUCGAAGAACACUGGAAGUGGAGAAUAAAGAUAAUCUACAUGGAUUUAAUUUCCGAUAACUUCAUUGUUCCUUUUGUGAUUGGAAUUCCAUCGUUUUUUGUAAUCGGCGAUUCACAAAAAUUUGAUGUUUUCGUCAAACUGUCCAAAUUCGGCGAAUGGAUUACGGAAACAAUGCGUGGAGAAGGUGAAGAAGUUUCAUUUGAGCUAACGGAAUGCAUCAAACGGCAUUCAAAUGAGCGUCGUAAAAUUAAUGGUAUGACGAAAUUCAUACCGGGCAAUACUCGCGAUUUCAUGGUAAUGAUUUACGAAAGUCCGGAUAAAUCCAAGGAAUGUGCAGGAGCAUUGAUAGCAAAAGAUAUCGUAAUCACGUUGGCACAGUGUGCAAGCAAUUUGAAGUUACAUUCUUCUAGGGUCAUGUUCUUCUCAAGGAAGACCAUUGCUAUCCGAGAUAUCAUUAUACAUCCUGACUACAUGGAAAAUUCUCUCUACAAUAAUAUCGCAAUUUUAAAGCUCGAAUCUGAGGCACCGUUUAUUCAUGCACAAUUAGAACCGUAUUAUUUUAAGGAUCAUAACGUAUUUUUGAACUGCCGUAAAAACGUCCAAUACAAUGAUUUCAGCUCCUUUUAUUACUUUUCCGUAAAUGAACUUUCCGUGCUGUUCAGUUACGAAUGUAACCCAUCUGUGGAGCAACGUAUUCGACUUUCAAAAGGGUUAUUGCCGGAACAUAUGUGCAUACGCAACGCACAAACAAUUGAUAUGAAUAUCUGCGUGACAAAGCCUGGUUCACCAAUAUAUUGGGUUAAUGGCGAUACAAAUAAUUUGCUGGGGUUGUAUAUGAAUGGCGAAAAUUGUGCCAUCGGAGAACAAGCCAUCAUUAUUUAUGUAUAUGCUCACAUGAAUUGGAUCGACUCGGUUAUUAACUCCAGAUAGAAUGUUUGUGUGCAGACGGUACGAUGGGUACAUGCGUUAGACAAACGAGGUGAUGCGCAGACGAAUGAAAAGCGACUGGCCGAUUUUGAACAACAACAGAGAAACGUCGUUUUUUGUCCUUUGAAUAAAAUAACA
Messenger RNA from Anopheles merus, 1537 nucleotides. RefSeq lists its product as uncharacterized. Gene Ontology annotation, molecular function: serine-type endopeptidase activity. Lineage: Eukaryota; Metazoa; Arthropoda; Insecta; Diptera; Culicidae. The coding region runs from base 197 to 1402 and encodes 401 amino acids. The record is from RefSeq and is a predicted model, not a curated record. The transcript is spliced from 7 exons. Gene Ontology annotation, biological process: proteolysis.